CGGAGCCAGAGUCAGAACCAAACAAGCUCCGGGCAUGUUUGGCGGGAAGUUGGCUUAGUUGGGCUACCUGUAGCCGCGGGGGUUUCGGGCUCCCCGCUUUGCCUCUCCCGGCAGAGGCUUUUCAGUCCUCCCUCCGGGAUCCCUGCAUAGGACGCCCCUUCGCACGGGCGGCGCGAUGGCUCCCAAGAAACGCCCCGAAGCCCAGAAGCCCCUCGAGGUUGUGCUGCGCCCCCGGAGCAAGAGGAACCGAAGUCCCCGAGACCCAGAGCCCGAGGCCAAGAAGCUGAACGUCACGGGCUGCGCUCCUGGCAGAAGAUCUGACUCAGACUGCCUCCCGGCGGGGUUGCCCGGCCUGCAGGACCCGCAGCCCUGCAGCAGCCUUGUCAGGGCCUUGCACCAGCACAGGCUGGGCAGAACCGCCUGGCCAUCGCUGCAACAGGGUCUCCAGCAGUCCUUUUUGCACUCUCUGGCUUCUUACCGGAUAUUCCAAAAGGCUGCCCCAUUUGAUAGGAGGGCUACCUCCUUGGCCUGGCACCCGACUCACCCCAGCACCCUGGCAGUGGGUUCCAAAGGGGGAGACAUCAUGCUGUGGAACUUUAGGGUAAAGGACAGACCCACCUUCAUCAAAGGGAUUGGAGCUGGAGGGAGCAUCACUGGGCUGAAGUUUAACCUUCUCAAUACCAACCAGUUUUUCGCCUCCUCAAUGGAGGGAACAACUAGGCUGCAAGACUUUACAGGCAACACCCUCCGAGUUUUUACCAGCUCAGACACCUGCAACGUGUGGUUUUGCAGCCUGGACGUGUCUGCCAGAAGCCGAGUGGUGGUCACAGGAGACAACAUGGGGCACGUGUUUCUGCUGAACAUGGACGGUAAAGAGCUCUGGAAUCUCCGAAUGCACAAAAAGAAAGUGACCCAUGUGGCUCUGAACCCGAGCUGCGAUUGGUUACUGGCCACAGCCUCCGUAGACCAAACAGUGAAAAUCUGGGACCUGCGCCAGGUUAGAGGGAAAGCCAGCUUCCUCUGCUCGCUGCCACACAAGCAUCCUGUCAACUCAGCCUGCUUCAGUCCUGACGGAGCCCGGCUCCUGACCACGGAUCAGAAGAAUGAGCUCCGGAUUUACUCUGCCUCCCAGUGGGACUGCCCCGUGGGCCUCAUCCCGCAUCCUCACCGGCACUUCCAGCACCUCACUCCCAUCAAGGCAAGCUGGCACCCUCGGUACAACCUCAUUGUCGUGGGUCGGUACCCAGAUCCUAAUUUCAAAAGUUGCGCUCCCUACGAACUAAGGACGAUUGACAUGUUUGACGGAGGCUCAGGGAAGAUGAUGUGUCAGCUCUAUGACCCAGAAUCUUCUGGGAUCGUUUCGCUUAACGAGUUCAAUCCCAUGGGGGACACACUGGCCUCCACAAUGGGUUAUCACAUUCUCGUUUGGAGCCAGGAAGAAGCUGGGGCACGGAAAUGAGUGACGUUAAAGGUGUGGGGCAAGCAUCCGCUUGGAGCCUACAAACGGGGACAAGCCUGGCGGGAAGAGGCGGCACUUUGUCAAAGGGCCAAAAGGAUCCGAAUCUGCGGGUUGGGGCAGGGGCACUGUGGGACUGGCACACAGGCGUGUUACUGUACUUGGAGAGCUGGUGACCCAGCCCUCCGAGGGGCUCUGUCUGGCCGGAGCCCAGCGACCUUUCUCCUCUCUGGUGUGUGGCGGGUGAGUGAUCAGGGAGUGCUGUUUGAUUUGUGCUCACCGUUGGCGGCCAAUAAAACCAUUCCCACCUGA
This is a messenger RNA of Oryctolagus cuniculus (rabbit), 1768 nucleotides long. It is a transcript of the gene DDB2, whose product is annotated as damage specific DNA binding protein 2. Gene Ontology annotation, cellular component: nucleus; Cul4-RING E3 ubiquitin ligase complex. Gene Ontology annotation, biological process: response to UV; DNA repair. NCBI's taxonomy places the organism in Eukaryota, Metazoa, Chordata, Mammalia, Lagomorpha, Leporidae. The record is from RefSeq and is a predicted model, not a curated record. Gene Ontology annotation, molecular function: protein binding; damaged DNA binding.